This is a messenger RNA of Nerophis lumbriciformis (worm pipefish), 2268 nucleotides long. It is a transcript of the gene fam199x, whose product is annotated as family with sequence similarity 199, X-linked. NCBI's taxonomy places the organism in Eukaryota, Metazoa, Chordata, Actinopteri, Syngnathiformes, Syngnathidae. The record is from RefSeq and is a predicted model, not a curated record.
ACUUCCGUGUUGUGUCACAUGACGUUCUUCUCGCUUUUGAAAUUCUCGCGAUGAGUCACUUCUCGCGAUAGCAACGCAACUUGUCGGUGGCGAGGAUUUGCAAAUGAAGGUUGCGCAAAAUCUCGGACUUUGAACGACAAUAGGUACAUGCAACCAUGUCCGAUUCUCUGUAUGAGAAGUUUUUGGCCCCAGAGGAGCCUUUCCCUCUCCUCUCACAGAGAGCAAACCUCAGUGAUGUCGGAACCCUUGACGUCAGUGAUUUUGGCUGCCAACUCUCAUCCUGUCACAGGACGGACCCCCUACGCCGUUUCCACAGCAACAGAUGGAACCUGACGUCCUGUGGGACGAGUGUGGCCAGCUCCGAGUGCAGCGAGGAGCUCUUCUCCUCGGUGUCCGUGGGCGACCAGGAUGACUGCUACUCCCUGCUGGACGACCAGGAUCUGACCUCCCUGGACCUGUUUCCAGAGGGCAGCGUGUGCAGCGACGUCUCCUCCUCCAUCAGCACAUACUGGGACUGGUCCGACAGCGAGUUUGAGUGGCAGUUGCCAGGAAGCGACAUCACCAGCGGCAGCGAUGUCCUGUCCGACAUCAUUCCUAGUGUUCCGAGUUCCCCUUGCCUGGUUCCCAAAAGGAAGCCCAAACCUCAUCCUCACCACAACCUGGAUGAGCUGCCUUGGAGCGCCAUGACCAAUGACGAACAAGUGGAGUACAUCGAGUACCUGAGUCGUAAGGUCAGCACGGAGAUGGGCCUGCGAGAGCAACUGGACAUCAUCAAGAUCAUCGACCCCUGCGCUCAGAUCUCGCCCACGGACAGCGAGUUCAUCAUCGAGCUCAACUGUCUGACGGACGAGAAGCUGAAGCAGGUACGUAACUACAUCAGAGAGCACGGCCCCAGGCAGCGGGCCAGCAGCAUCCGGGAAGGCUGGAAGAGGAGCAGCCACAGCAGCGCCAGCACAGGCGGCGUCAGCGGCGCCAGCAGCAGCAAUGCCAGCAUGGUCAGCUCGGCCAGCUCCUCUACGGGAUCCACUGCGUCCAACUCUGUCGCAGGUGGUCCCGCCUCAGCCUGCAGUGGAGGCAGUGUUGCUAACAUAAGCAGAGCACACAGCGACGGUAACCUUUCCAACGCUGCCGAACGCAUCAGAGAUUCUAAAAAGCGAUCCAAGCAGCGUAAGCUCCAGCAGAAAGCCCUUCGUAAGCGGCAGCUGAAGGAGCAGCGGCAGGCCCGCAAGGAGCGUCUGAGCGGUCUCUUCCUGAACGAGGAGGUGCUGUCGCUGCGAGUGACCGAGGAGGACAGCCACGGAGACGACCUGGAUAUACUGAUGUGACAACAGUGAACUCAUCAGCGCUCCCUCUUAACACCUGAUCUCACCACGCAGAUAGCUUAGCACGCUUAGCACGGGCUCACACCAACAUUCUCCUUCUUUGCCUAACCCUGCACUGUUUAUAUACCAUCAAUGUAGCCGGGCCAAGCUGACCGAGACGUCGCAUGUUGAAGGAAAGACACAAAGUUCUAUGCUGGACUCCACCGCAGAGCUGCUCUGUCCUUCUAUCUUGUCGAGGCUUCUGAGGGAGCACUGAAGCGCUGCAUGUUGAAAGCCACACCUCUUCUAUACUAUAUCAUUCUUUUAUUGACCCACCUCUUAUCCAUGUCUUGUAAAUAAAUAACUGCAUAUUUACUGCUUGGUUUAAGCUUUAGUGUUAACAGUUUAAUUUAAUGUUUUCUCCCUUUCCUGUGUGUCGAGUGGCACCACACACACACACACACGCUUAGCGCAAUCAUGUUUAGACUCAUUUGUGUUUGCUUCGUUGGUUUCAACUUUGAGUUUUCCUGAUAGCACUCCGAAUGUAACUCUGCCACGCAGUCUCUGAAUGAAUAGACCGUCGUACUGGAAGAUGUGUUCGUGUACUGUACAUAGCAGCUUCUGAUGAGCGCUAACAUCCAGCUGCUAAAGAACAGUGUUUGGCGGCCGCCUGAGAUGAGAGUAACAUGUUUGUUCUCUCCAUCUCUCUGCUAUGACGUGUUGAACCACUCGCAAUUACCAGCCUCUACUUUGUUGUUUACUCUGAUUUCUCCUGAAUGCAUUUUUAAUUGCAGUUCUUUUCCAAAGCCUUUCUAUGUAUUCUGUAGUCUUGAAGUAGUCACAAACUCUAUUUUGGGGAGAGAGAGAAAGAUAAUUUUGAAAAGCAAAAAAGUGACAAUGAUGCAUUGAAAUUAUGUGUAUAUAAAGUUUUGAUGAUUAUGACAUUAAAGAUAUUUGGGAAAACAAA